AUGUUCGGACAAGUCCUCACACACAACUCCAGCCUCCGGAAAUUGGACCUCUCCAACAACACCAUCGGUGCGGCAACCGGAAGAAAGUUGCAGGAAUGCAUAGCCUCUAACCAGGCCCUGAUUCAUUUGGACCUCCGUUUCACUGGAAUACCUCAAAUUUCCGAAUUCACCCUUCAUCAAACCAUUGAGGCCAAUGAUAAUCGAUAUCGACUGGAGAGGGAAACAGGAACGGGGACCGAGGCUGUGAAGCUGCCGGGACUGAUCAGUGUCGCCGUGAACGACGUUAAACAAGUCUUUAAGAAGUCGCGCCGACGACAAUCUGUGUUUACGCAUUAA
Molecule: messenger RNA, 336 nt
Organism: Mesocestoides corti
Lineage: Eukaryota; Metazoa; Platyhelminthes; Cestoda; Cyclophyllidea; Mesocestoididae
Source: the annotation of a GenBank genome assembly